CGUCCGCCAUUUGAAGUUUUGAACCUUGCAUCUCCCCACUCCUAAAACCCUAACCCUCUUACCCCUCCCGUAAUCUUUGAUACCCUAACCCUAAGAUCUGCAAAAAUCUGUAACAAUGUCGAUGUCUAAGGGUUCCAAGAUGCUCCAGUUCAUCAAUUACCGUAUGCGAAUCACGAUCCAAGACGGGCGCCAGCUAGUCGGCAAGUUCAUGGCCUUCGACCGCCACAUGAACCUUGUAAUCGGAGACUGUGAAGAGUUCCGUAAGCUUCCUCCGGCGAAAGGUGCGAAGAAGAACGAAGAACGCGAGGACCGCCGCACUCUUGGCCUUGUUCUUCUGAGAGGAGAAGAGGUAAUCUCUAUGACCGUUGAAGGCCCUCCGCCGCCUGAUGAAAAUCGCGCUAAAGCCGUCGGAGCUGCAGCGUUGGCCGGCCCUGGUCUCGGUCGUGCUGCUGGCCGUGGAAUCCCUACUGCUCCUUUGAUUCAAGCUCAACCAGGUUUAGCUGGACCGGUUCGGGGGAUUGGUGGGCCAGCUCCUGGUAUGAUGCAGCCGCAGAUUUCUCGACCGCCUGUUCCGAAUAUGUCUGCUCCGCCUAUGAAUUACCCGCAGGCUCCGGUGAUCCGACCUGGACAAAUGCCAUACCCUGGACAGGGCCCUCCUCCUCAGAUGCCUCGUGGACCACCUCCACAGAUGCCACCCCAGUUUGCUCAACGGCCGCCUGGUCAGUAUCCACCUCCGCCAGGGCAAUAUGGACAAAGACCUAUGGCUCCACCGCCUCAGAUGAUGAGGGGUCCGCCACCACCAGGGGGAGCGCCACGACCUGGUAUGCCUGGUCCGCCUCCCCCUGCUCGACCUGGAAUGCAGAUGCCAGGUUUUGGACCUCCUCGUCCUGGGAUGCCGCCUCCACCAAGCAACCAGCAACAACAACAGCAGUAGUAGCUGAAAUUGUGUUUGCAGGGUGGUUUUCCUUUUUGGCAGGCAUGUGAUGUGAAGUUGUUGGGAAGGAAGAGGUUUCAUGCUUAUAAACUGUAGCAACUUUGAUAGCAUUGGCCCUUGUGUUUGGUAAUGGUUAUAUAGGUUUGUAUGAGUAAAGAGGUUACAUUCAUUGCUUAGACUUUUAUGACUUAUGAGUACUUAUGUUUAUGUUCCCUUAAAUGUCAUUUUUCACAAGAGUUCAUAUCCUUUAAAUGUCA
Molecule: messenger RNA, 1191 nt
Organism: Lactuca sativa (garden lettuce)
Lineage: Eukaryota; Viridiplantae; Streptophyta; Magnoliopsida; Asterales; Asteraceae
Biological process (GO): mRNA splicing, via spliceosome
Cellular component (GO): catalytic step 2 spliceosome; U5 snRNP; U1 snRNP
Molecular function (GO): snRNP binding; RNA binding
Source: RefSeq, a predicted model, not a curated record